GUAAGACACACCAGGAAGUCGUUGUGCACGAGGCUGUAAGGUUAUAUUUUUUAAAAACAUCGACUUCCUAACACAGAGAGAACCCCACUAAACCUCACCGAGGGAUAAUAAGCUGUCAUUGUGCCAUACAGGAAAGUCCGUUACCGAAGGCGCUGAACAGCUGAUGGAGUCUAUCAUCAGAGACUUUGAGGCCUCUGUAUCAUUGAAGUUGGGUCUGUGUGCAGAAUAUACAGAAGUAAGAACACAUGGCUUCUACAACACGGUCUGCCUCAGAUUACGUCAAGAAUCACAGAGCCCGCCUUGUGGGAAAAUUAAAGAAUCUUUCUGUGAUUCUGGAGAACUUGAAUCAGGAGAACUCGGAUAAGAAAAAAGUUUUAAGUGAUGAGGAGGUCUGUGAAAUAGAGCAAGCAGAGAAAACGGACUACAAUAAAACCAGAAGAAUACUGGACUCGGUCAUUAAAAAAGGAGAAGCAGCCUGCUAUGAGUUCCUCAGGAUUAUUUACAUGACGAGGAAGAGGACAUUAGAUCCUGAUCUGCACUACUGGAUCAGCUGCUUUCCUUUCAAGGAAGACACAGAAAUGGAUACAAACUACUUACAAGGUUCAAGGCCGUGCCACCGAUAUCAGGGAAAGUUGAAGUCAAAAGCCCAACAAAUAUCAAAAAAGUUUUGGAAAAAUCAGUUUAAAGGAAACAACAAGUCUGAUCUGUCGUAUAUGUCACUUGUGUUAGACACACAAGGAAAGGAUUCUCCAUCUAAAAUAAAGAAGUUAAAGAACAAGAAAAGCAAGAUGAGUCGCAAGAAAAAGCUAAGGACAUACAUUCCUGAGGUCAAGGCAGACAUUUCCCCCAGUGACCUGCUGAAAAAACAUGAAAACAUACUCCUGGUUGGUAAACCUGGAAUUGGAAAGACAGCACUCACUCAUGAAAUGUUAAAACUCUGGGCAGAAAGAGACAACGAGAUGCUCGAUUACAUGUUUUACUUUGACAUGAGAGAAACAUCCGACAUCAGGAAGGUCACGAGCUUGGAGGAUCUUCUCUUCAGUGUGUUCAGUGAACCAGAUGAAGAUAAAGAAGAGGUCUUACAGGACAUUAAGCAGAACUCUGACAAUGUUACACUCAUCUUUGAUGGAGUCACAGAUCUGUCUUCUUCGUCAGUGGUGAAGAGACUUGUAGAGAAGGACCUACUACCUGAUGCUAAAGUCAUCGUGACUUGCAGACAGGAUGAUGAAGAAAAGUUUCCUUCUGAGGACUUUCUCAAAGUGGAAGUAAAAGGCUUUAGUGAGCACACUAUAAAAACAUACUUAUCUGCAAUGCUCGGGGAAGAACAGAAGAAGGUUUUGAGCAACGUGGAGUUGUUAACUCUGUGCCAUGUCCCAAUGUAUGCACUGAUGGUGGCUGUCUGCUUUUCAUCUGAGACACCAGAAGACUCUCCACAGCCAUGCACCAUCACUGAAAUCUACAUCAAUAUCGUUCGUUUUUGCCUUCGAAAAAACAGCAAGAACAUAAAAGAGAUAGAUCUAAAUGACUUCAUCAACAACAACAGUAAGGAAAUGCUGUCUUUGGCUGAGGCUGCUUUUCAUGCAACUGAAGGAAAAACUGUGAACUUGACAGAACGUCCCUGUAAGGACAGCUGUGUCCUUUGCUUUCUGAAAGCACUUUUUAUCAAAGUCGCCCACACUGAGACAAAAGCCACAUAUGCAUUUCUCCAUUACACAAUGCAGGAGUUUUUUGCAGCUCUGUGGCUCUUAAAGAAUCCAGAAAAAAUCAAGGAAGUUUUUCAGCAAUGCCUCACUGAGGAGAAGAAACACAUGAAACAUCUGAUCCCUUUCAUGUGUAGAUUGUUGAAUGAGAAGAGCCCCAGUUUGAUGAAUUGUCUGAUUCCAGCUCAGGAGCUCAAGAAUACAUCUAACUGGUUCUUCAAGGAAAUGAUCACCACAUUUUCCAACAGUGAGCUUGAGGUGGACAUACUCUUCUUCUGCCAGUGUUUGUAUGAGUCCCAGUGUCCUGAAGCAUGCGUCCACCUUCUGGACAAACUGGGCUACCAUCUUGAUCUCAGUGGAGAGAGUCUCGAUCCUUACCCUUGCUGUGCUGUGGCCUAUGUGGUCACUCAGUCAAAGGAGAGGAAAAUAUCCCUGGACCUUGAGGACGUCACAGUGUCAGAACAAGGAAUGACACGACUAUUUGGAUGCCUUGAAAAUGUCCAAUGGUGUGACCCUCUGCCACAGCAGCUGUGGAGGAUUUUUCUUCUCAAUGAAAGGCAGAUGGACCCCAUCAGCUUACUUGGCCUUGAUGGAAAUCGGCUGCACCUUCCAGUUGAGGGUAAAAGACUGCUGUAUGAAAGAGCAGUCAAAGUCAUGCAGAAGAUUACUACGAAGGUUAAUGUCUGCCUCCACUGGGAAAGGAAAACUCCUGUCUGCCAUAGUCUGUGUGAGUCUCUCUUUGAGGCUCUACCUUACAUCAGCUCAUUCAGCUUCAGGAAGACCUACAGAGGUCCAGGAUCUCAGAACCAGGAGCAAAGCCACGGGACACUGGAGAGAGAAGAAAAGCAGCUGUUACUGGAUUUAUGCCUGAAAGCUGCAAUUCACGAAGGAGAAAGCUUUCACAAUGUAGUGAAUAUGCUCAUCUCAUUGUUUUCUGUUAGCACGGACUUACAUAACAUCCUUCUUGAUUUUUAUCAACAUGUCAAGAGUGAAGGGUUUUCAGCUGUCAUUCCAAAACUCAGACCACUUUUCCAGUCAGCUGCUGCAGUCUGGAUCAUAAACCUCUCAGAGAGAAAGAGCUCCAUCCUCCUGGAAGUGCUGAAACUCCAACCAGAGAAGAAACCAGUGGAGCUGAGAGGCUGCUCAGAUGAAGAGAGUGAAGUGAGGAGUUUCCUACAGUGUCUGCCUUACAUCUCACAGCUUAGUGUAGAUUUUCAGCGGUCAGAUCGUUCAGAAGAAAUCAGGUUCUUUGGGAAUCUGUUCUGUGCAGCAGCAGAGAGAGAACAGCAGACAGGAGAGAAGACACUGGAGCUGUUAUCAUCAGUGUGCAGAUAUGAAAAACUCCCUCUCAAACAGAAAUGGUGUGAUUUCCUGCUGGACCUGUACUCUAAUGAUCCUACAACAGGUCUGAGUCUCCUUCCAUCAUUACAGUCAGUUUUCCAGUCAGCUCCUGCAGUCUGGUUCAUAAACCUCUCAGAUAGAAAGAGCUCCAUCCUCCUGGAAGUGCUGAUACUCCAAUCAGAGAAGAAACAAGUGAAGCUGACAGGCUGCUCAGAUGAAGAGAGUGAAGUGAGGAGUUUCCUACAGUGUCUGCCUUAUAUCUCACAGCUCAGUUAUGAUUCUGGUUGGUCAGAUGGUUCAGAAGAAAUCAGGUUCUUUGGGAAUCUGUUCUGUGCAGCAGCAGAGAGAGAACAGCAGACAGGAGAGAAGACACUGGAGCUGUUAUCAUCAGUGUGCAGAGAUCAAACAUUCCCUUUUAAUGAUCAGAAGUAUUAUGAUGAUGACGACUCAAAGGAAUAUCAGAGAGAUUACCUGCUGGAUCUGUGCUCCCACAUCAAGGACUAUGAGACUAAAACAGGUCUGAGUCUCCUUCCAUCAUUACAGUCAGUUUUCCAGUCAGCUGCUGCAGUCUGGACCAUAAACCUCUCAAAGAGAAAGAGCUCCAUCCUCCUGGAAGUGCUGAAACUCCAAUCAGAGAAGAAACAAGUGGAGCUGAGAGACUGCUCAGAUGAAGAGAGUGAAGUGAGGAGUUUCCUACAGUGUCUGCCUUAUAUCUCACAGCUCAGUUAUUAUCGUCAUUGGUCAGAUCGUUCUAAAGGAAUCAGGUUCUUUGGGAAUCUGUUCUGUGCAGCAGCAGAGAGAGAACAGCAGACAGGAGAGAAGACACUGGAGCUGUUAUCAUCAGUGUGGAGAUACAACACAUUCCCUUUAAAAGACUGGGAUGAUGAUGAAUAUCGGAGUGAUUUCCUGCUGGAUCUGUACUCCCACCUGAAGGACUGUGAGACUAAAACAGGUCUGAGUCUCCUUCCAUCAUUACAGUCAGUUUUCCAGUCAGCUCCUGCAGUCUGGAUCAUAAACCUCUCAGAGAGAAAGUGCUCCAUCCUCCUGGAAGUGCUGAAACUCCAAUCAGAGAAGAAACAAGUGAAGCUGAGAGGCUGCUCAGAUGAAGAGAGUGAAGUGAGGAGUUUCCUACAGUGUCUGCCUUAUAUCUCACAGCUCAGUUAUGAUUCUGGUUGGUCAGAUCGUUCUAAAGAAAUCAGGUUCUUUGGGAAUCUGUUCUGUGCAGCAGCAGAGAGAGAACAGCAGACAGGAGAGAAGACACUGGAGCUGUUAUCAUCAGUGUGCAGAGAUCAAACAUUCCCUUUUAAUGAUCAGGAGUAUUAUGAUGAUGACGACUUAAAGGAAUAUCAGAGUGAUUUCCUGCUGGAUCUGUGCUCCCACCUGAAGGACUGUGAGACUAAAACAGGUCUGAGUCUCCUUCCAUCAUUACAGUCAGUUUUCCAGUCAGCUGCUGCAGUCUGGAUCAUAGACCUCUCAAAGAGAAAGAGCUCCAUCCUCCUGGAAGUGCUGAAACUCCAAUCAGAGAAGAAACAAGUGAAGCUGAGAGACUGCUCAGAUGAAGAGAGUGAAGUGAGGAGUUUCCUACAGUGUCUGCCUUAUAUCUCACAGCUCAGUUAUGAUUCUGGUUGGUCAUAUGGUUCAGAAGAAAUCAGGUUCUUUGGGAAUCUGUUCUGUGCAGCAGCAGAGAGAGAACAGCAGACAGGAGAGAAGACACUGGAGCUGUUAUCAUCAGUGUGCAGAGAUCAAACAUUCCCUUUUAAUGAUCAGGAGUAUUAUGAUGAUGACUACUUAAAGGAAUAUUUGAGUGAUUACCUGCUGGAUCUGUGCUCCCACAUCAAGGACUAUGAGACUAAAACAGGUCUGAGUCUCCUUCCAUCAUUACAGUCAGUUUUCCAGUCAGCUGCUGCAGUCUGGAUCAUAAACCUCUCAAAGAGAAAGAGCUCCAUCCUCCUGGAAGUGCUGAAACUCCAAUCAGAGAAGAAACAAGUGAAGCUGAGAGACUGCUCAGAUGAAGAGAGUGAAGUGAGGAGUUUCCUACAGUGUCUGCCUUAUAUCUCACAGCUCAGUUAUUAUCCUCAUUGGUCAGAUGGUUCAGAAGAAAUCAGGUUCUUUGGGAAUCUGUUCUGUGCAGCAGCAGAGAGAGAACAGCAGACAGGAGAGAAGACACUGGAGCUGUUAUUAUCAGUGUGCAGAGAUCAAACAUUCCCUUUUAAUGAUCAGGAGUAUUAUGAUGAUGACGACUCAAAGGAAUAUCAGAGUGAUUUCCUGCUGGAUCUGUGCUCCCACAUCAAGGACUAUGAGACUAAAACAGGUCUGAGUCUCCUUCCAUCAUUACAGUCAGUUUUCCAGUCAGCUCCUGCAGUCUGGUUCAUAAACCUCUCAGAGAGAAAGUGCUCCAUCCUCCUGGAAGUGCUGAAACUCCAAUCAGAGAAGAAACAAGUGAAGCUGAGAGACUGCUCAGAUGAAGAGAGUGAAGUGAGGAGUUUCCUACAGUGUCUGCCUUAUAUCUCACAGCUCAGUUAUUAUCGUCAUUGGUCAUAUCGUUCUAAAGGAAUCAGGCUCUUUGUGAAUCUGUUCUGUGCAGCAGCAGAGAGAGAACAGCAGACAGGAGAGAAGACACUGGAGCUGUUAUCAUCAGUGUGCAGAUACAACACAUUCCCUUUAAAAGACUGGGAUGAUGAUGAAUAUCAGAGUGAUUUCCUGCUGGAUCUGUACUCCCACCUGAAGGACUGUGAGACUAAAACAGGUCUGAGUCUCCUUACAUCAUUACAGUCAGUUUUCCAGUCAGCUCCUGCAGUCUGGACCAUAAACCUCUCAGAGAGAAAGAGCUCCAUCCUCCUGGAAGUGCUGAAACUCCAAUCAGAGAAGAAACGAGUGAAGCUGAGAGGCUGCUCAGAUGAAGAGAGUGAAGUGAGGAGUUUCCUACAGUGUCUGCCUUAUAUCUCACAGCUCAGCUGUGAUCCUGAGUUCUUCCAGAGAGUGUGUUCACUGAUCUCUGUCAGAUCCAGAGAGGAGGCCGAGCAGUUGUCCUCUGUGCUGCAGCUGCUGGGCUUCAGCCUGCUGUUAACAGGACAGUUACGCAGCAAAACCUGCCGGUCUGUGGGGACAGUUGUCAGACUUUGUGGCUCUGAUGUAGAUCUCAUCCUCACACCAAGAAAGAUGUCUGUCAGAGGAGCCUCCCUCCUCUUUAGACGUACAACACAACUUCACAGUCUGAAGCUUUCCACUGACAUGGCCUUGUUAAUGUGUCGAUGGGUCAGAAGAGGGAGAGUGGCCUGUCGGCUGACUAUGGAAGAGCUUUCUCUCUCCUCUCAGACAGCCCAGCCAUCAGAGAGAGUGCUGUUGAAGGUUGUCAGUAGUUUGGCUUCCCUGCUGAGAUACUGGACAGUCAGACGGUUAGACCUGACGGAGGUCUGUGUUCCUGCUCAGGGUCUCAUUCCUCUGCUGCUUCAUGAUGGUCCUCUAACAAUCAAACUGAGUGAGAAGGUUUUGCAGCCACUACUCUCCGUCCUCCAUGAAAUCCAGGAUGAGGCCUUGACCUGUUCCUUCUUUAGGAAGGUUGGUGGAGAGCUGACGUCCUGCUGUCUGAACUGGGAGCUCCUUCACUAUCUGCUGCUGCAGUCCUCAGCUCACACCAUCACUGUGAACAUGAGGAAGAACCGCUUCUUACAGGAGAGAGCCACACGUCUGCUUCCCUUUCUGGACAGGAUUGUGUUCAAAAGACCCUGUCCCAGCUUUGUGUUGACCGCCAUCAGAGAGAUCUAUAAAGCUCGAGCCAGUCCCGUUAUACCCAGUUUACUGAGGUCAUUGGAUGAUGUCAUCAACCUGACCUGCAGAGAGAUGGACUCGGAGGACUUUGCUGCUCUGCUCUUCACCCUCACACACAGUGACCGAGUUAAACUGAACCUCACGUGGACCUCCAUACCAGCAGGGGACAUAAAGUCCAUCCUCUUAAUGCUGGACAAAGUCUCUCAUCUCAGUGUUGACAGGAAUCAGCUGCUGAGGUUGGCCCACUGCUGCGCUGCCUCUGAGGCCCAGCAGGGGGCAGCAGCCGGCCUGCUCAGGACUCUGCAGCACCGGCUGGAUCUGUCCUGCUGCUCCAGUGUGGAGCUGGACCAUCAGAGUGACUCUCUCAGUCUGACUGCUGAGGACUGCAGGGCCGUCUCCACCAUCCUGACACACAGCAGCAGAGACACACAGCUCAUCCUGCAGGACUGUGAGCUGGAGGACAGCGGCCUGGACCUGCUGUUUCCUGUCCUGCACAGAGUCCGUCUCAGAGCCAGUAAAGCUGUCCUCCUCCGGCUGGUGUCCCUGGUUCCUGUGGACAGUGAGAGGGAGUCAGUGAGACGGGCAGUGUCCCUCCGUACAGCCCUGGAUGGACAGCUGGACCUCAGUCACAGCACGCUGGAUCAGAGGGCCUGUGGAGCUCUGGCCCUGAUGCUGGACUUCAGUGAAGAGCUGCCAGAGCUGGACCUGAGUCACUGUGGACUCACUGACCAGCUGCUGCUCACACUCAGCGCACAUCUGCACAAAGUACAAGUCCUGGAUCUGAGUCACAAUAACAUCACGGAUGCUUCAGCUGACCUGUUACUGCGACUGUCCAUCAACCCGUCCACUGACACCGUGCGACUCUUCGGGAACAACAUUGUGGACAGAACCUCCUUUAAGGAAGACCAGCGCUUUGAGAUGUGGUGAAGCAGUCGUCGGUGUGUAAGAUCUCCUUCUACCACCUCAGGAACGUUACCAAACUGCGUCUCACACUCUGUCAGAUGCAGAAUAAGCCCGUGCACAGCUUUGCCUCCUGAAGGCGGGACUACUGUAACGUUCUCGUCAUCAGGACUUCUAGCUGAGCCUUCGACGACUUCACCAGAACAGCUCCGCUAGGGUCCUAACGAAGGUACGGAAAUACCUCCACAUCACACCCAUCCUUCACUCUCUCCACUGGCUUCCUGUCUCCUUCAGGACCAAGUACAACAUCUCGCUGCUCACCCAUCAGUGUAUCCAUGGAAACGCCCUCCCUACCUCACACUACAGACCUCCUGACGUGACCUCGGCUCCAGAAACAAAGUCCUUCUUCUGCUCAGCCGCUCCUCUUCUGUGGAGCUCCUCCCAGACCACCUGAGGGCUCCUUCAGGGACAACAAACACAUUUCUUCUUCAGAAAGCCUUCUCUCUUUGUUCUUUUAUGCUCCUGUUUUUUUAGACCUGUUUUUAAUAUUGUUUACUCAUUAAAUGAAAGUAUGACUGUAUUGCCGGUACUAAUACUGUGUUUGACGUCCGUUUCUGUGAAGGCCGACAGCAGCCGGCCGUGGUUGAUAAUAAUAAUCUGGAGAUCAGGAUUCAUCUCCUUUAUUUAUGAAGACACCCUCAGAUUGUUCUGGUGGCAUCAUCUUUAUAACGACUGUUUUUGUAUUUUGUGAUAACUCGUCAGGAUCUCAGGAGAAUUAUCUUAAAAUGUGAAUAUGAGUAUUAUUUUAGUUUUGGUUUUAAAGAGACUGACUUUGUGUCAGGAACAGACCUCGUUCUGAGACUCGGAGACCCAGGUUCAUAUUUUCUGGAAAUGUAAUAACUAUUCUAAACUCUUGUGAAAUGUAUUAAAUGUAAUGCUGUAUUUUGA
This is a messenger RNA of Perca fluviatilis (European perch), 8657 nucleotides long. RefSeq lists its product as uncharacterized. Gene Ontology annotation, biological process: regulation of apoptotic process. Bases 246 to 7736 code for a protein of 2496 amino acids. The transcript has 21 exons. Gene Ontology annotation, molecular function: ATP hydrolysis activity; protein binding. Lineage: Eukaryota; Metazoa; Chordata; Actinopteri; Perciformes; Percidae. The record is from RefSeq and is a predicted model, not a curated record.